Molecule: messenger RNA, 904 nt
Organism: Anopheles darlingi
Lineage: Eukaryota; Metazoa; Arthropoda; Insecta; Diptera; Culicidae
Exons: 6
Coding region: 96-692 (198 amino acids)
Source: RefSeq, a predicted model, not a curated record
UCGUCUUCGAUCGCGACACAUCACAGGCGGUGAAUUUACUCGGUGUGCCCUUUCUGGUGUCCUUUUGAUUUGUGUCUAGACUGAUCCUGCUCAACAUGAAGCUGUUCGUCGUUCUAUUCGCGUUAUUAGCGGCCGCAAUCGCAGCCCCAGUGGCACAGUUUGGGUUCGGAUAUCCCGGUUUUGUAGGAGCCAAAGCAUAUCGAAAAGCACUGCGAAGAGGAUACUUUCCGGUAGCGGUUGCGGUACCCGUAGCGGUGGCACCGGUCGGAAUAGCUCCGGUCGGUGUAGUAGCUCCCGUAGGAUACGCAGUGCCAGGACCACCCUUUCACCCGCAUCCGCGACGAUUCCGACCACACUCACAUCACGAUCACUAUUCACCGUACGAUGGUUAUCUAGGUGGUGGUCCUGUUGGUCCGAUCGGCGGUGGUGGCUUCUCCGGUAGCCAGGCGAACGCACAAUCCGCUUCCUUCAACAUUGGAUUAGGUGGAAUCUCGGGAUCGUUCAGUAACUCGAAUGCCAACUCGUUUGGCGGUGGUCAUGGCGGUGGCUUCGGUGGAUCCGGUGCUCAAGCAUCCGCCCAGUCGUCCUCGUUCGGCGGUGGUCUCGGAGGAUUUGGGGGCUCGGGUUCGAGUGCCCAGGCGUCAGCGAACUCGUUCGGCGGUGGUGGUGGCGGACUGCUACCGUUCUUCUAAGUGCCACGAGAAUGGUACGGUGUACCUCUAGACAUGACACACGGGCCGAAGCCCUUUAUCGAAUUGCCAACAUCGCACUGGACGAUGGACGUUACAAUAUUGCAAUUCGCUCAGUUCGGUAAACCCAAGUGAACGAUUCGUUUGAUUGAUGUAUUGUUUUGGUUUAAGUGAUUUUUUUAUUUAUGAAUAAAAUAUGGAAAAGAGAACACGAA